CGUCACGUCCGUCUCGCAGACGGAGUCUCCUCGCUAUUUCUGAGGCGCGUGCCGUGGAGGUGGGAGGGCGAAGUCAGCGAGGCAGUGGGGAGACGGGGCAGGUGCAUCUGGACUAACUUUACCGAGUCUGUUUGAGGGAAGAGGUUGUGAGGAUCGUAUCUUCCGGGACGCAUUUCACGUGGGAAGGCGCUUCACGCCUGGAACUGUCAGCAGCCGGCGCGUGAAGAGCUCCUGCUGCGAGCGGGCGCGGGACCUCUGGCCUGGCAGCCUCAGGACCUAGUGGGUCAGGCGCUCACGCUGUUCCCACUGCACGACCUCAGUGCCUUGCCUGGCGCCUCCCGUCCUGUAACUGGCCGACUUGGGGUCCCACCCGGGCUUCUCCAGCGGCUGGGAAGGGGCUCUGCUUCCGGAAGUAUUAGGAAGGGAGGCAGCGUGAAGCAGGAGUCCCUACUUCCGAGCAUCGCUAAAGCCUUUUCUCCCCUGGCAGCCGAUUUCCUUUUCUUUGGAAAGGACGUCAGUUUUUUCGCUUGUUGAAACUGUUCAGAGAUGCGGUCUUGUGGGCAAAUACAUGCCUGUUUAACUGAGCUGUUAUUUCCAGCUAGUCGAUGGCCAGGUGGUCUUCAUAAACUAUACUGCCUUGUGAUGUCUCCCUAGAAAUGAGAGGUCUCAGCACUAGCUCAGACCAUGUGGACCGCGGAUGAGAUUGCUCUGCUGUGCUAUGAGCACUAUGGCAUCAGGCUGCCCAAGAAGGGGAAGCCUGAGCCAAACCAUGAGUGGACAUUGUUGGCAGCUGUGGUGAAGAUACAAUGUCCAGCUGACCAGGACUGCGACACCCCUGAUAAGCCGGCACAAGUGACAAAGGAAGUUGUCUCAAUGGGAACGGGAACAAAAUGCAUAGGCCAGUCCAAAAUGAGGAAGAGCGGAGACAUCCUCAAUGAUAGCCAUGCUGAGGUCAUAGCCAGAAGGAGUUUCCAAAGGUACCUUCUCCAUCAACUCCAGUUGGCAGCCACCCUGAAAGAGGAUAGCAUCUUUGUCCCAGGAACUCAAAAAGGACUGUGGAAACUCAGACGAGACCUCAUUUUCGUGUUUUUCUCCAGCCACACACCCUGUGGGGAUGCCUCCAUCAUUCCGAUGCUUGAGUUUGAAGAUCAGCCUUGCUGUCCUGUCAUCAGAGAUUGGGCCAGCAACUCAUCAGUAGAAGCCAGCAGUAACCUGGAAGCUCCUGGAAAUGAAAGAAAAUGUGAAGACCCUGACAAUCCUGUAACCAAAAAGAUGAGGCUUGAGCCUGUGACUGCGGCCAGGGAGGUCACCAAUGGAGCCGCUCACCAUCAGAGUUUUGGCAAGCAGGAAAGUGGCCCAGUCUCACCAGGCAUCAACAGCUGUAAUCUCACUGUAGAGGGACUGGCUGCUGUCACCAGAAUAGCCCCUGGUAGUGCCAAAGUGAUAGACGUUUAUAGAACUGGAGCCAAAUGUGUACCUGGAGAAGCUGGAGACUCCGGGAAGCCUGGUGCUGCGUUUCACCAGGUGGGGCUGCUCCGAGUGAAGCCAGGCCGUGGAGACAGAACACGCUCCAUGUCCUGCAGUGACAAGAUGGCCCGAUGGAAUGUCCUCGGAUGCCAAGGGGCACUGUUGAUGCACUUCCUGGAAGAGCCUAUCUACCUGUCAGCUGUGGUCAUUGGGAAGUGCCCAUACAGCCAGGAAGCCAUGCAGAGAGCACUGACUGGAAGGUGUCAGAAUGUAUCUGCUUUACCAAAAGGCUUUGGAGUUCAAGAACUAAAAAUACUGCAGUCAGAUUUACUAUUUGAACAGAGCCGCUGUGCAGUACAGGCCAAAAGGGCUGACAGCCCAGGUCGACUUGUUCCUUGUGGGGCAGCCAUCAGCUGGAGUGCAGUUCCUCAGCAGCCUUUGGAUGUUACUGCCAAUGGCUUUCCACAGGGAACAACAAAGAAAACAAUUGGAAGUCUUCAGGCAAGAUCCCAAAUCAGCAAAGUGGAACUGUUUAGAUCAUUCCAGAAGCUGCUAAGCAGAAUUGCAAGGGACAAGUGGCCAGACUCCCUCAGGGUGCAGAAGCUGGAUACCUACCAAGAUUACAAGGAGGCUGCGUCCUCUUACCAGGAAGCCUGGAGCACACUCCGGAAGCAGGCGUUUGGAUCCUGGAUCAGAAACCCACCGGAUUAUCACCAGUUCAAGUGAGAAGGAAAUGUUUGCUCUGGUAGCAGGACCCUUCAUCCUGAACUGCCUUCCUUCACACAGGACAAGUCUUAGCUUUUUUGAUGGUUAAAUCAGGGAAUAUUCUUUCUGAGCACUGCAUCUCUGUUGUGUAAUACAGAUGGAAUCUGGAACUUAGAGCAGGUUACACUUGAUUGAAGUAGCUCUCUGCUAAAAUGGCAUCUCACUAAUGACCUCGCUAUCUGACUUCCAUUGUGUUUUAUUGCUUCUCUAAAAUAUGAAAUCAGGGUUUGGAACAUGAUGCUUUAAAAGUACUCCACAGCAGCUCUGUUUUAUGGGUUCCUACAUUGAUUCAGCAAAUAUUUAUUGAGCUGAAAUGAUGUUUGACACUCUGCAAGUUUUACAGCUUUGCCUAGCAUAGCGAACAUAUAUUUUGUAUUCCCAGCCUUUCUUCCUUCGAGGAGCCAUUCUUUUUCCAUUCUUGAGUGAUCCUGCUCUGUGCCUCAGACUUGGCUGAAGCUAACCUUACUCCCUGGCUCUAGGAAUAGCCUGUGAGCCAGCCCUGGACUGCCCUGGAAUUGUUCUCAGAGGUAUCAGGAAAGGCUGUCUGUUUUGAUCUGGAGCUGUAAGAGUCAUCAUGGGACUGCCGACAGCCAUCUUUUCCUACUACCUAGAGAAAGCCAGCAAAGAAUGAAGGCAACAAAGGAAACAGCCAAGAGAAUCAAAGAUCUAGUAACACUGUUUAGAUGCCUGAAGCCAGUGCCCACCCUAGACAUCAAUUAUGUGAGACAAAUUCCUAUCGUUAUUUUGAUUAAGCCUAUUUGUGUUGGUUUUCUGACUUACAGUUGAAAGAAUUCUGUCCAAAAAGCCAAAAGGUGGCCAGGUGAGGUGGCUCAGGCCUGUAAUCCCAGCACUUUGGGAGGCCAAGGCAGGCAGAUCACUUGAGGUCAGGAGUUCAAGACCAACCUGGCCAACAUGGUGAAACCCUAUCUCUACUAAAAAUACAAAAACAAGCCAGGCAUGGUGGUGUGCGCCUUUAAUCCCAGCUACUCGGGAGGCUGAGGCAGGAGAAUUGCUUGAACCCAGGAGACGGAGGUAGCGGUGAGCGAAGAUCUCAUCACUGCACUCCAACCUGGGUGACAGAGCAAGACCCUAUCUCAAAAAAAAAAAAAAAAGCCAAAGGCCCUACAGCAAAUCAGCAACAGACCCAGCAGCCAAUCCUAUUUUAACUAAUGUUGAAUGUUUAACACUCAACUUUAGCCUUUGAAUGAUUGACUGAAAAUGGAAGCGCCCAUGUUGGGGUUACUCGAGGUCCUUAUUGGUUCUUCAGCAUUUUGUGGCUAUAUUUUUUAAUAACAGCUGUAUUGAGAUAUAAUUCACAGACCAUAAAAUUCACUCAACUAAAGUAUACAAUUUAAAAGUUAUUAGGCCCAGCACGGUGGGUCACACCUGUAAUUGCAACACUUUGGGAGGCUGAGGCAGGCGGAUCACCUGAAGUCAGGAGUUCAAGACCAGCCAGGCCAACAUGAUGAAACCCCAUCUCUACUAAAAAUACAAAAGUUAGCUGGGCAUGAUGGUGCACACCUGUAAUCGCAGCUACUUGGGAGGCUGAGGCAGGAGAAUCACUUGAACCUGGGAGGCGGAGGUCAGAGGUUGCAGUGAGCCAAGAUCACGCCACUGCACUCCAGCCUAGGUGACAGAGUGAGACUCUGUCUCAAAAAAAAAAAAAAAAAAAGUUUUUAGUAUGUCCACAGAGUUGUGCAACCAUCAGUUUUAGAACAUUUUCAUCACAAAUUUUGUGCCUGUAAUAGUUUCCUAGAGCUGUUUCUUAACGAAGUACCACAAGCUGGGUGGCUUAAGACAACAGAAAUGUAUCCCUGGCCAGGUGCGGUGGCUCACGCCUGUAACCCCAGCACUUUGGGAGGCCGAGGUGGGCAGAUCACGAGGUCAGGAGAUCAAGACCAUCCUGGCCAACAUGGGGAAACCCUGUCUCUGCCAAAAAUACAAAAAUUAGCCAGGCAUAGUGGUGCAUGCCUAUAGUCCCAGCUACUCAGGAGGCUGAGGCAGGAGAAUCUCUCAAACCCAGGAGGUGGAGGUUGCAGUGAGCCGAGAUCGUGCCACUGCACUCUAGCCUGGGUGACAGAGCAAGACUCCGUCUCAAAAAAUAAAAAGAAAUGUACCCGCUUUCAGUUCUGGAGGCUAGAAGUCCAAACAGGGUGUUGGUGGGGCUUCCACUUCCUCUAAAAUCUUUAGGGCAGGGGCCCCCAGCCCCGGAGCCACAGAUCAUUACUUGUCUGUGGCCUGUUAGGAACCAGGUCGCACAGCAGGAGGUAAGUAACGGGUGAGCAUGCUAAGUUUCAUCUGUAUUUACAGCCACCCCCCAUCGCUCACGUUACUACCUUAGCUGCUCCUCCUGUCAUACCAGCGGUGGCAUUAGAUUCUCAUAGGAGUGUGAAUCCUAUUGUGAACUGCAUGUGCAGGGGAUCUAGGUUGCACACUCCUUAUAAGAAUAUAAUGCCUGAUGAUCUGUCACUGUCUCCCAUAACCUCCAGAUGAGACUAUCUAGUUACAGGAAAACAAGCUCAGGGCUCCUACUGAUUCUACAUUAUGGUGAGUUGUGUCAUUAUUUCAUCAUGUAUUAAUAAUAGAAAUACAGUGCACAAUAAAUGUAAUGCACUUCAGUCAUCCCAAAACUAUCCCCUAUCCCCACCCCUAGAUCUGUGGAAAAAUUGUCUUCCAUGAAACCAGUCCCUGGUGCCAAAAAGGUUGGGGACUGCUGCUCUAAGGAAGACUUUUUCAUGCCUCGGGGACUGCUGCUC
Messenger RNA from Rhinopithecus roxellana (golden snub-nosed monkey), 4988 nucleotides. It is a transcript of the gene ADAT1, whose product is annotated as adenosine deaminase tRNA specific 1. Gene Ontology annotation, biological process: RNA processing. The transcript is spliced from 11 exons. NCBI's taxonomy places the organism in Eukaryota, Metazoa, Chordata, Mammalia, Primates, Cercopithecidae. The record is from RefSeq and is a predicted model, not a curated record. Gene Ontology annotation, molecular function: RNA binding; adenosine deaminase activity. The coding region runs from base 685 to 2193 and encodes 502 amino acids.